Messenger RNA from Racocetra persica, 122 nucleotides. The record is from the annotation of a GenBank genome assembly. NCBI's taxonomy places the organism in Eukaryota, Fungi, Glomeromycota, Glomeromycetes, Diversisporales, Gigasporaceae.
AAAAUUGGAUCAUGAUGGCACGGGGUGGUUUCAGGAUGGCACUGGUUCCAGUAGCACGAAUAAAACCCGGAUUUGUACGUAAAAUGUUCGAGUUGGCACAGAUUUGUGUCUUGCGUUGGACC